CUGACAAUUCUGACAACAUGAGUACCAGUGAAAAUAAAUAAUAAAUUGUAGCGAUGCUUCUUAAAAGGAAUCUCUUACGAAAUGAUCAAACGGUUGCUUGUUUUAACUAUGGUUUGUGACAUAGUAAUCUCGGCCUAUCUUUACGACGACGAGUCAACGCGCCGGACCUUCCCCACGUCUGAAGAGAUGGAGUUUGAACCUGUCACCACCCUCACGAAGGAUAAGGAGAAGAUGGUACUGAUGAAGAAUAUCAACUGCGAAGACUUCUCCAGAUAUGCCCUGAACUGUACCGUGGAAGCUGCUAUAGUGUACAACUCCAGUAGGAAGUCGCCUCCGAUGCCAGCGAAGGUGGCUGAUUGGUGCAAAGCAAUCCGGCAUCUUACGAACUGUGCCAUAGACUGGAACUCAGACUGCCGCGAAGUGACCGAGAACCACUUCAAUGAGGAGAGCAUCAAGGGGCAUAUACACGUCGUUGACAACAUCUGCGACGAUGAGUGGUUCCUGUCGCGGUACGACGAUCUCCCCAUGUGCAUAGAAGCCACGUCAGACGAGUGGGAAGCCUGCUACUCGGUCUUCAAGCAGCAGGUAGACGAGCAGAAGAAUAAAACGCUGGAAUGGACGCAUUUUGAGACACACUUCUAUUUGUGCUGCGCUCGCGCUCAAUUCCGCCGGUGCACGCUCGAAUCACUCUUCUCUUCUCACUCGAAGUGCACACACGAGCAGUCGACUACCCUCCAAAAGUUCUCAGUAAUCGUCUCCGAAGGUGAUGUGUUUCAGGACUGUGAUUCAAACAUGAUGUAUGCAAACUGCCCCGAAGGCGACCCUCGGCCCACCAAGCACCAUCUCUCAAAGCUGAUGAACAUUGCACCCGCAAGCAACGCCAUACGGCUGUGUCUACGUGAUAUGCUCUUUGUAGUUGCUUUUGUACUGUGUUUGAUGCAGUGGUUUUGA
This is a messenger RNA of Ostrinia furnacalis (Asian corn borer), 951 nucleotides long. RefSeq lists its product as uncharacterized. NCBI's taxonomy places the organism in Eukaryota, Metazoa, Arthropoda, Insecta, Lepidoptera, Crambidae. The record is from RefSeq and is a predicted model, not a curated record. The transcript has 7 exons. The coding region runs from base 82 to 951 and encodes 289 amino acids.